CUGUUUGACUAUGCCAGGGAAUGCAAAUCAUUGCCUGCCUGUCAAAACACAUCAUCCAUUCACACGUCAAAGGAAUACUGGACUGCUAAGGGUUAAUCGGGAUUUUAGCUCGCUCUUUCUGCCGUGACAAGAAGCUCUUUGGCUCAGGAUUCCAUGUUCUGUUCUGAUGCAUGCUAGGGGAUAAUAUCUUCAUCACCAGAAAUACCCUCCUAUCUGCCUGAUCCUAGUGAGCAUGGGAGGUCUGUUCAUCCAGCAGUUGAUCUGUAUCACAGCAUCACCUCUGAGAUAUAGGACAGUGUAAAAAAACUAAAAAUAGCUCCACGCACAAAAAAAGCAACCUUGAAGUCAUCAGCAGAAUGAAGGGGAAAAAAAACAGUAAAGCUCCUAUCCUCUACAGUGUGUGGACCUGUUACAUGCUUGUGCUGAAUGCAUUGUAGGAAGAACAGGAGUCUGCUUCUUCAGCAGCAUGUGAGGAAACAUUAGGUCUACAUUCAGCUAGAGAGCAGGGCGCCACCUGCCUUUUAAUCCAUAUUAUUCUCUGCAGGAGUCAGCUUUAGAGGGAGAGAAGGGAAAAAGAUGAGAAUUCUUCAACCUGCGUGCUCCGGAGGCAAUGCUGGCUGGACCAUGUCAGUUCUACUAAGUGAUCAGGAUAUUGAUGCCCACCAAAGGUUUUCCUAAUGCAUCCUGUUGCCUGGAAAUGUUUCCCAUUCUACAUGAUCCCUCCAAGAUCUUCACUUCAGGCAGCCUGGAAAUAGUGGAUCCCAAAAUAUCGAGACUUCUUCACAAGGUAAGAAGACAAUAAUGUGUCCAAAUAAGGGAUGGAUCUGCUUAUGACUGGUUCGUAUUACCUCUGACAGAUGAGACUUGACAUUUCCUAUCUCUGUAUGAAAGAUUGGCUAGUUGGGAAACCUCAAACUGAUCUCUCCUCUCUUUGAAGUGCAGCUUCCAUUUCUUAACAUGUGAAACCAAAUGAGAGGAAGGGACAGGCUCACUAAAGACCCAGGCAGGUGGGCAAGAGAACUGAAGGUAUUUAGUAGAGCAAAUCCUUGUUUACAAAACAAAGAAGUUUUGGAGAUCACAACAUAAAGCAGCAAAACAAGAGGGGGUGUCCAUGAAAUGGACCUUUUUUGCAGGAACUCGAAAGGCUUUUAAUACAUUUCAUAGUGACGGUCAAGCUCCUCAUCCUGUGCCAGUGAGAUCUGAAGAUGAAAAGCAAUGAGCAGCACUGUGGGGAACUUUUCAGCAAGCUUCCCAGUGCUGAGCCCCAUUAGCAUGCAGUGUCAGAUGUGUUGUGUGUUUAAUGAUUUCAUUUGCUGGUCUGCCUCAUAGCUCACAUCUCUCCGUUGUUUUACAGCACAGGGGCUGCAAGCAAGAGACGAGCAGACUUUCAGCUUCAGCUACAUCUCAUCAAGGCUGGGUACCAUUUCCAGCAGCGUCAAGGGGUCCAAGAUCCUAUCUGGAUUAGAUUAGAUCAACCUCACAAGUAAUGUGUACACAGUGGACAUCAGAAUACUGAGCUGCAGGAGGUGUGGCUCCUCUGCUUUCUACUUUUCUCUCGCUGUUUUCGCUCUCUGAUGACUUCUGUCUGAUUUUAAUUUUUCUGCAAAGGAAAGAGGGUUAAAAAGCAGUGUUACUCUAUUGCGAGCAUUUGCUUCUGAUCUCUGAAGCGGUUUCCACAAGUGAUGCCUGCAUUCUUCUUAAGAUGGUCUUGAUCUGAAGUCAAGCUGGUCUUAAAGUACUGGAGCCGUCAUGGCUUCCGGGGUCGCAGCAUGGCUGCCCUUUGCAAGGGCUGCUGCCAUUGGAUGGAUGCCAGUGGCCAACUGCCCCAUGCCAUUGGCACCAGCUGACAAAAACAAAAAAGAAGAUGAGCUUAUAAUACUUAAUGUUAGCGGAAGGAGGUUCCAAACCUGGCGAACUACCCUGGAAAGGUACCCUGACACCCUACUUGGAAGCACAGAAAAAGAUUUCUUCUUCAACGAGGAGACCAAGGAAUACUUUUUUGACCGUGACCCUGAAGUGUUCAGGGCUAUUCUAAACUUUUACAGAACUGGCAAGCUGCACUACCCUAGGUAUGAAUGCAUCUCUGCCUACGAUGAAGAACUCUCUUUCUAUGGCAUAUUACCUGAAAUAAUAGGCGACUGCUGCUAUGAAGAAUAUAAAGAUAGGAAAAGAGAGAAUGCAGAAAGGCUAAUGGAUGACAAUGAAUAUGAGCACAGUCAAGAAGCCAUGCCCUCCCUUAAUUUACGCCAGACUAUGUGGCGAGCCUUUGAAAAUCCCCAUACCAGCACUUUAGCCUUAGUCUUCUACUAUGUGACUGGCUUCUUUAUUGCAGUGUCCGUCAUCACCAAUGUGGUCGAGACUGUUCCCUGUGGCACUGUGCCUGGAAAUAAGGAGCUUCCCUGUGGUGAAAGAUUUGAUGUAGCCUUCUUUUGCCUGGACACUGCCUGUGUCAUGAUUUUCACAGUUGAGUACCUCUUGAGACUUUUUGCAGCCCCAAGUCGAUACAGAUUUAUGAGAAGCGUCAUGAGCAUCAUCGAUGUGGUAGCCAUUAUGCCAUACUACAUAGGCUUAGUCAUGACCAACAAUGAGGAUGUGAGCGGUGCUUUUGUCACCCUGCGGGUUUUCCGGGUAUUCAGAAUUUUCAAAUUCUCGCGCCACUCCCAAGGUUUACGGAUCCUUGGGUACACCCUAAAGAGCUGUGCCUCUGAACUGGGAUUUCUUCUUUUCUCACUGACAAUGGCAAUCAUUAUCUUCGCCACAGUAAUGUUUUAUGCGGAAAAGGGGUCAUCUUCCAGCAAGUUCACCAGCAUCCCUGCUUCGUUUUGGUAUACCAUUGUUACCAUGACAACUCUGGGGUAUGGUGACAUGGUACCCAAGACCAUAGCUGGAAAGAUCUUUGGCUCUAUCUGCUCGCUGAGUGGGGUCCUUGUCAUUGCACUGCCUGUCCCUGUUAUUGUUUCAAAUUUUAGCCGGAUCUACCAUCAGAAUCAGAGAGCCGACAAGAGGCGAGCACAAAAGAAAGCUAGACUUGCCAGGAUAAAGGUGGCCAAGACAGGAACUUCAUCGGCCUAUCUGCACAGUAAAAGAAAUGGCCUACUGAAUGAGGCGCUGGAAAUGGUGGGCUCCACGGAGGAAGAUCCGCACAUUGGAAAAUCAGCUUCCCUGAUAGAGAGUCAACACCACCACCUGCUGCACUGCCUGGAAAAGACAACUGGAUUGUCCUAUCUUGUGGAUGAUCCCCUGUUAUCUGUACGAACUUCCACUCUAAAGAACCACGAGUUCAUGGACGAACAGAUGUUUGAGCAGAACUGUCGUGAGAGCUCCAUGCAAAACUAUCCAACCAGCCGCAGCCCAUCAUUGUCCAGUCACCAUGGACUUUCAUCCUGCUGUUCUCGAAGGAACAAGAAGACCACACAUUUCCCAAACUCUAAUGUUCCGGCUACAAGGCUACGUAGCAUGCAAGAGCUUAGCACUAUUCACAUCCAGUGUGGGGAUCAACCUACCCUAACUACAAGUCGAUCCAGCCUGAACUUGAAGGCAGACGACGGCUUAAGAUCAAACUGCAAAUCUGCACAGAUCACAACAGCGAUCAUAAGCAUCCCGACCCCCCCAGCUUUGACACCAGACGGAGAGAACCGACCUGCAAGCCCGCCUGGACGCACCACAAACAUUCACAAUACAAGCAACGUUGUAAAAGUUUCUGCGUUGUAAGACACUGUAACUAGCGUAGUAAAUCGAGGCUGCCGUGUCGUGUCCUUUUUUGCUGCAAAAUAGUGGAAUUAGCAGUGAAGAAGUGACAAGCUUCUGCUAAACUUGCCAUUUACCACCAUGGAAAAUUCACGAAGGAGCACUGGUUAUAUACAUAUACACCUAUACUCAUGCCUAUAGGGUUAUGUAUAUUUUGGAUGUUGGCUGCUAGGAAGUUUCAUGGCAAGUAAAGGAGUUAACACGAAAAGCAAACUGGCAACACUGUGUCUAAACACCUUUUUUUAAGGUUUUCAGUGGAUAAUAUUUAUUCAUGAAGAAAUGACUCAACUUACAAAAAUAAAUAAAAAAGGGAUUGACAAGGAGUAGCUUUUGAUGGUCAUCAAAAGGGAACGGGGACAAACCAAUGCAAUUUUCUUCUUGCAAGAGAAUCUGCAAGCAACCAAAAUGACACAAAGUUGUGUGUUACUGAUAAAAGGUCGGACUUAGGGGCUAGGGUGGGUUUUGGGGGGAACCGGUCAAAGAAAAUUCUAUUUUCCUGCAUUUUCUGUGAGAGUGGACAUUGAACUGUUCAGAGAACAGAAUAGCUCCUAGCACAUUUCAGGACGGGCACAUUGUAGAUGCGAGCACAUACUCACACUCAUCUUCCCUUGCUGAUGUUCUUAAUUCUUAGAUCAUUUUUGUAUUAGCCUUCUAAGUCCAAGCAGUGCAGGCUGUGAUGUUGUCAGGUAUUAUGUCUGUGAAGAUAAAAAAAAACAAAAAAAAACACAAAAAAACAACAAAAACAAAAAAAAUUAGUGAACCAUAAAGAAAAAAAAAAGUAAAAAAAAAAAGAAAAGUAUAUGAAAAUCUCUUUGAUAGCAUUUAGUUUACGCGCCACCAUUUAUUUCCUGCUUCAUAGUUUCUUUCCAUUCAGAAGCAGAAGAAGCUGCAAGUUCUGUAAGAAAAAAAAAAAAAGUAAAAUAAAGAAAAAAGUUAGAGAAGUACAUGAUACGGGAACUCUCCCUGAUAUCCGGUCACAAUGAAUUCAGGCACCCUGGAGUAGACGUGUUGUCAAGUUUUCUUAAUAUGGAGUAACCUGGAUUUUUAGAGCUCAGUGUAAAUACUGUAACCAUUCCUUGGUGUUUUUGCAUAAAUUUAUUGUGGCUCCGCACCUCAGGUGUUACUCAGAUAACAGACUGAUCGUGCCGCAGUGUGCUGUUAUAGGAGACUAUUUUUAUAUGCAUAUCUAUAUAUAUAUAUAUCUUAGUAAAGCUUAGGGCCAGGUACACUAGUGUAUUCUUCCAUCCAUACUAUGUUCCCCUGCUGAUAACGGCGUCAUUUUUAUUUUGUUCAUAUAAAAUCAGACCUUCACAUAUAGACAGGGUUUCUAGCUUUGAUAAGACAUAGGAAGCUGGGAUGUCUCGCUAGAUGCGCCGCGAGAAGGUAAGGAGCACCUUCCAAGUCAGUCAUGUUGCCCUCCAACUCAAUGGCUAGCACUCCUGCAUAGUUCUGAUGGAAGGAUCACGGUGCCAUUUUCAUUUACAGGGCAGAGAAAGGGUUAGAAAAUAUCCAUCAGCGCAGACCCAUCACCAUGUACGCCACAUGAUAUACACACCAUCAUUUCCGGCAUGUACUGUAUAACAAACUGCACUCUGGCUGUAUUUAGUAGCAUUGCAGCAUCACCAGAUUUAUGUUGAUAUACAACUCAGGUCAGUAGGUUUGACUAUAGAGAAGUCAGUCAUAGACUAGUAUAUAUGUGUGUCAUGAUGGUUGAUGGGAUGUAGGUGUUGAGCGGUAGCAUUAGCUCUGUUUUCAGUGCAUCAUGUUUACAGGAACAAAUUAUUCACGUAGAAGACCCAGACAGAAGACAUGAGAUCUUCUGUAUUCCUGAAAUUACGGUGAAAUAUAUGGACAGCCAUCUUUUUCUAGGAGGCUUGUUGGAUAGAGAGACAGGUGCAGUGUUUCCCUUACAAGUGCAUAGAUUUGACUACAUUGUUUUUACAUUUAUGUUACUUUCUAACAUAUAACAUGUUAAAGCCCUUGCUGCCUACUCUCUGUGUAUAUGUGACUUUCUUGUAUGUUCUUCUAUCUUCUGGGCUCAUACAUCAGUAGUAAUGUUGUGUAAUAAUUGGCCUAAGCCCAUAGCCGAUAAAGGAGAAAACACGAAAAGCCCCAAAAUUCCACAGAAUAAGUAAGAACAAUCUUAAAGUAGAAAAUAUUGCAAUGUAGUUGAAGCGGUAUUCCUAUUUAUCCCGAUUUAAUAUCCACACAGGCUAUACAUUUCUUUCUUUAGAUACAUAGUGGUGUGUAUCUAUAGUGGUUGCAUAGGUUUGCUACAAAGGCAUCUUUAUAUUUGGUUGCCUAUUUCUGUUGUCACCAACCCAGUCCUCAAGGGCCACCAACAAUCCAGGUUUUUUUCAGUUACUCAAUUGAAAUAGAAAAAUUCAAAUCCUAGACUGUUCUUGGGCCUGCAGGACCACGUUGGGGGCCUCUCAUCUAUAUGGUUCCCAAUAGCACUUAUAGAAUAUAUGACAGAAGGUUCAUGGUUUAUGCUAAACAGCACAACCUUCUUAGAUAUGAUCGAUUUUUCUAGUAUGAGACAGUUUUCUUCCUUCUGAAGGAGAGGAAGUUUGCAUACUUUUUCCUCUUAAGCAUUACCUAAAAAAUAAGUCUGCAUCCAAUUGCUUUUUUGUAGAAGAGUUAGGCUAGGUUGCCGUUUGCAUUCGACCUGUUAAGGGUCCGAUCAGCUCUUUUUUUUUCCAGCCGAAUGAACCCUGGAAUGUGUCAGAUGCAAACGGCUAAUGUUGGGUCCUGAUGGCCCCGUUCACUUGGAUGGGACCAGUCAGUGAUCUAGUAAUUUUACAGGAAUUUAGUGCUUGCACCAUUUUUUUUUCUGCUAAACUUGACUGAACUUCCAGUGGAGCUCAACCUAACAGAGCCCAACGGCAGUGUGAACGAGGCUUUAGUACUCCCUCUGCUAAUAGUUUGAGAAGGAUCAUUGACAUUUUCAGCACCUGUUUUACAGGAAAGCAAUUGGCCCAUAUAUGGGAUGAGGUGCCAUUGAAUUUACUAGUGCUAUAAUGAGAUCUAAUAAAGUCUCUCUUUUGAUCGGCCCUCUUUGAAAGUGUUGUCUGUGGCCUUUAAUAUUUUGCUCGGGGGGGAUUAUAAAAAAAAAGAAAAAUACUUACCUGCACUGUUCCCUACAGCUCCAAGCGUGUCAUCAUCUGGUCCCCACUCAUCAUCACAGUUUUCUGCUCCACAUCUUAGCAGGUAUUAUGCAAUCACUUGCUGCAGCAGUGUCCCACCUCAGUUAGUGACAGAAUAGGCAGGCAGUUCCUGCUGAGAUGAGUCCGUCUCUAAAAUAGGAAGAUCAGUGACAAACAGGGACCAGAUUAUGUCAUUCCAGGAGCUGCAGGGAACCAGGGCAGGUAAGUAUAUCUUUUUUAUUAUUUUUUUAUUGCACUCCCAGCAAAAUAUAAAAAAAGAAAAAUAAGAAGCAGGGCAACCUCUUUAAUAAAUGUUGAUUUAUUUCUUAUACAAUAUAACAAUCAGAAUUAGAGUUAGGGGAGUAGCCAUAGGGGGUAUAAUGGUUGCUUUUACACCUCUGCACUGAAGAUUGAAGGGGCCCAAAGUUUUGCCUGCCCACAUGAGGAGACCUAUGCUACAAAUAUCAUAUUAGUUAGAGGCCCUGAUACAGAUUUUGCACUGGGGCCCAAGAGUUUUAAGUUAUGCUUUUGAUUGAAGAUAUAUAUUGAUUUAUUUAUAUAUAUAUAUAUAUAUA
This is a messenger RNA of Hyla sarda, 7468 nucleotides long. It is a transcript of the gene KCND3, whose product is annotated as potassium voltage-gated channel subfamily D member 3. Lineage: Eukaryota; Metazoa; Chordata; Amphibia; Anura; Hylidae. Gene Ontology annotation, molecular function: protein binding; A-type (transient outward) potassium channel activity. The record is from RefSeq and is a predicted model, not a curated record. Gene Ontology annotation, biological process: protein homooligomerization; potassium ion export across plasma membrane. The coding region runs from base 1750 to 3711 and encodes 653 amino acids. Gene Ontology annotation, cellular component: membrane; voltage-gated potassium channel complex; neuronal cell body. The transcript has 8 exons.